Tripterygium wilfordii is the source of this 2483-nucleotide messenger RNA. Its product is annotated as WD repeat-containing protein 43. Lineage: Eukaryota; Viridiplantae; Streptophyta; Magnoliopsida; Celastrales; Celastraceae. The record is from RefSeq and is a predicted model, not a curated record. The transcript is spliced from 14 exons. The coding region runs from base 107 to 1969 and encodes 620 amino acids. Gene Ontology annotation, molecular function: protein binding.
GCUGCCCCUCCCUCCCUCCCUCCCUGUGUCACCGACUCAUCGCCAUUGCUCUUCCGCCAACAUCCUCUUCUCCUCGGUUUCUGUCACCGGCCUAUUUACAGGGUUCAUGGGGUCAUCGAAUAUCAGGGACCUCUUGACAUCGUUUAGUCCUGCAUUGGACUUCUUUGCUAUCAGUUCUGGAGAUGGUCGAAUAAAGAUAUGGGACACCGUGAAAGGUCAGAUCCAGACUGAGUUUGCAGAUAUCACAUCGAGUGAAUCGACAGAUAUAUUUUCUAAACCGGAACGGGGCCACCUUUCUGUUGAUUACAAAUGCAUGAAGUGGUUGUCUCUGGACACCAAAAAAAAAAGAAAGCUUGGAUGCUCGUUGUUAGUACUAGGAACGGGAAGUGGUGAUAUUGUGGCAUUCGACGUGUCUGCCGGUCAAUUGAAAUGGAUAGUUAGUGACUGCCAUCCCGGUGGUGUAAGUGCUAUUUCAUUUUCAACAAAUGGUUCUUGCAUUUACUCAGCUGGUGAAGAUGGGAUGAUUUGCAAAAUUGACCCACUUACGGGAAACUUUCUAGAGAAGUUCAAAGCUUCUACAAAAGCAAUAUCCUCCAUCUCUGUUUCACCAGAUGGGAAGAUAUUGGCAAGUGCAGCUUCACAAUUGAAAACUUUUGACUGUUCCAAGCAGAAAAAGAUACAGAAGUUUUCUGGUCAUCCUGGAGCUGUACGCUGUAUGCAGUUUUCUGAGGAUGGUAAAUACAUCCUCUCUUCUGCUGUUGGUGAGAGAUAUGUUGCAUUGUGGAGGGCAGAUGGGGGCAAGAAGCGGUCAGCAAGCUAUGUUCUUGCAAUGGAGCACCCUGCUGUUCUCCUGGAUAGCAGGUGCAGUGAUACAGGUUUAUUUGUUUUAGCCAUCUCAGAAACAGGAGUUUGUUACAUAUGGUAUGGACAGAAUGUUGAAGACUUACGAAAUGCCAAACCCACUAAAGUUUCAUUAGAUCAUGAAACUUUUCAUUUGAAAAACCACAAGGGUGCAUUACCUGCAGUAUUUGCUGCAAAAUUACUAGGCAUUGCCAAACCUACAUCUGGGCAUGUGUUUAUUGCAUAUGGGUUGCCAGUGAAGCCUUUGUUUCAGAAAUUGUUGGUGCAUUCUGGCAUGGACGUAAAGUUAAACGUUUCGCCUGAUGGUGUUUUUCUUCCAAUAAAUCAGUCUCUUAUGAAAACCAAGAGAGGGCAGGGUGCAAGAAGUGGGGUUACUGCAUUAGACCGUGCGAAUGUGGAGGAUGCCUUACUUCCACUUCCAAAAGUUUUUGAUAAUAAUGAGAAGAUCAGACGUCAAACUUUGAGUUUUGAGACUGAUGAGUUAAUGGUUGAUGCUGUUGAAAGAAGCGGCCAAGCGAACCUCGCUGAUAAUAAAGAUGGCUUGAUGGAUGUUGAUGCUGUAAUAAUUUGCAUGGAAGAGCGAUUGAGAUCAUUAGGUGUACUUAGUAGCAAAGAUGAUAGGACACUCAACUCUGCACUUGAUUCUACUAAAUUUAGGGGUAUCGAUCUUGAAGCCAAUCUGACGCACAAGAAGAUGAGAGCUACUGUUUUGUCUAUGGAACCUAAUGACGCCUAUGAAUUCCUUGGAGUAUUGGUUUCCAUCUGGCAAUCUAGGUCUGGUAGUGGACAGUAUGUUCUUCCAUGGAUAUAUAGUAUAUUGGUAAAUCACAGUCAUUAUGUUAUGGCUCAGGAACCAAUUACCCAGCUGCUCAAUUCGUUGUACAAGAUGUCCAAAUCAAAAGGCGAGUCUGUUCAACCUUUAUUACAAUUAUCAGGCCGUUUGCAACUUGUAACUGUGCAGAUUGACAAGGCUGCUCUGAACAAUGCUCAAAGUGUAGGACGUAAUGACCAAAUGGAUGAUAAUGAAGACGAGGAUGAUGACGUUGAUGAACACCUUUAUGGGGAAGACGAUGACGAGUCCCAAUUAAGUAGUGAUGAUGACAACUAGAUUAAUCUGACCAUAAUAGGGAGUUUGUUCUGGUGGACCCAUGAACUGCUUUUGCUGCCUGGGGCAACUGUUUUGACAUGAAUUUACACUCUUCACAGUCUUCAGGAUGCAUCUUUUGUUGCUGCUGACCGGGUAACUAAAAUUUGUACACUCUUUGGUUCAGCAUCGCAUGCUCGUGCCCUAGCUUGUUGCUCAUUGUGGCAUUCUAUCUUUACUUUUAUUACUUGCUCCGCGGUGGAAUUUUGAGUUUAGCUUGAGAUGGUCGAUGCAUAACGUGUUAUAUUAUUAGCUAGUGGUUUCUUAAGUCUUCGUUAUUUCUUUUGUAAUUCUUUGUGGAAUUGCAAAUGUUGUUGAUUUUUUUUUUCAGUGACUGCAAAUCUAGUUUAUUAAACUUGUUAGAACGUCUAAAAGCCAAAGAAACGUGAUGUGUGUCCAUAAAUGAAUGUGUCCAGACUGCAAAGGAUGCUGCCAGAUGCAAUUUGAGAUACUGGCUUUCGUUUUUUUCCCCUACCCA